GAAUGACAAUGACGUUACGAAGAAGAAAAGGACGCUGCAGUUAUUCUCAAUGUCCGUUUGCUUCAAGUCCUUAUGAAGUGAACAGUCAAAAUUUAGUUUUAAUCUGUUUCGUUUAAUUAUUGGUAUUUCAUAUUUACUACUGCAAAAGGGAAAACAACACAAAGAUGGGGGAGGUGGAGUUGUCCUGCCUGGCUUAUGCCAAAAUGUACCUACAUGCCAGUCAGUUUCCACGCUGCAGUGUGAAUGGCCUGCUGUUGUCCUCCAGUUCAGCAGGGGGAGCUCUAUGUAUCACAGACUGUGUGCCGCUGCUCCACUCACACUUGUCUUUGGCUCCAAUCACUCAACUUGCUCUUACACAGGUCGAUGUUUGGUGUGCACAAACACAGCAAAGGAUUGUGGGAUAUUAUCAGGCCAAUGCUUGUGUGUCAGACAGCAGCCCCACACCCUGUGCGUUGAAGAUUGCAGAGAAGAUCUUUGAGCAGUGUAACAAUGCCGUGUUACUUAUGAUUGAUGGAGAAAAGAUGUUUCCAGGCUGCCGUGUUCCUCCAAUUGUGAUGUAUGAGCGGAAAGACGCCCGCUGGGCACUCAAAGACAAACACACAAUAAUGCUUCGGCAGUGGGAAGAAACCUGUUCCAUAGUUAAUCAGCUGUUCAGCUCUGGUGAUCAGGCACUGUUGGUGGAUUUUGACAGCCAUUUGGAUGACAUCACAAAAGAUUGGACCAAUCAGAAACUCAAUGCCAAGAUCAUGGAGCUGGUCUCCCCAGCCAAUGGAAAUGUUUAACUUUACAGACUAAAUCAGCUCAUGUUAUAGGUUUUUUUUCCCCCUCUGUUGCCUCAAAAUUCUGUUUUUCUGUGUAUUGUGCUUCAUUUUGCCAUAUUCAUGUGAUAUAAAUGACGGUCCAAAAUAUGCAGAAACAUCAUUUUCUUUUGUUCAUUAUGGUUUGGUGUAUUGACCCUAAAAAUAAACACACACUAACAUUGAGGUGGACUCAUUAUACAACCAGCAUACUUCCUUACUUUCAUCAUUUAAUAAGCUUUUUUUUUUUUUUUUUUUAAAGAUUUAUCUAAACAAGUAAUUCUGUAAUAAAACUAAAAUGUUCUUCAUGUGUUUUCAUUUUUACACAUCCAGACUAAACCUGAAAAAAAAAAUAAGAAAUGAGAAAUGUAGAAUAGUCUAUAUAUUCAGAUUUAACUAAAUGAAGGUGAUUGUAUUAAUGACUGACGACAUAAAUCAAGUCUCUUUAGAUGGGCAGGUGGUUCCUUACAGAAAACUGAGAGCAAAUCAAAACGCUCAGAGCAGCAUGAGUGUGUGAUUUCUUUGAAAUGUGUCAUAUAAUAUGAGAAUCUUCUGGUGUGUUUGGAGCUUUUAUUUGCUGUUCUUUUUCCUUCGCAGCACUGCUGAUGUUUGCAUUUUUAAACCUGUAUGAUUUUCUUCUGUGGAACAUAAAAAAAAAAAAAUUU
Messenger RNA from Megalobrama amblycephala (Wuchang bream), 1462 nucleotides. RefSeq names its product ER membrane protein complex subunit 9 (gene emc9). The coding region runs from base 165 to 782 and encodes 205 amino acids. The transcript is spliced from 6 exons. The record is from RefSeq and is a predicted model, not a curated record. NCBI's taxonomy places the organism in Eukaryota, Metazoa, Chordata, Actinopteri, Cypriniformes, Xenocyprididae. Gene Ontology annotation, cellular component: EMC complex.